GCGCCGCCCAUCUCUCCUCUCGUCUCCUCUCCCGCGACCCCUGCCGCCACCUCCCUCACCCUCUCCGGCGACUGAGCGCCGCGUCGGACGCCCCCUAUUCCUCCCCUUCUCCCCCGCCGCCAGUCAGCUCGUCGUCUCCCUGUUCGGCACCACCAAGCACCAACGACACCCAGACCGGCCCCGUCCCAGGUCGCCGCCACCAAGCACCGCCGACGUCGCCCUAGGAUCAGCCCCACAACAGCUCACCGCCGUCAAGCACCACCGGCGCCAUCCCAGCUCUCCCCGCCCCAGAUCGCUCCACUCUUGCUGCCGAUUUCACUGCAGGAUACGCCUCGUCAUUUGCAAAAUGCCCCCUUUUGAUUUUGUCGAAACAAAGCUUUACAACAAAUAGGCGGAACGAGGAGGGCCCACCAGUGAAGGCCAGGCCCACGGGGGUAUAGUCGGCGGCCCGGUCCAUCAAAGCAGCACGCAGAGGCCACCAAGAAGAAGAGCACGGAUUGACAUUGACGACUGCUCGCUCGGCUCGGCUCGGCCUCAUUCCACAACAGGAGGCCAAGAAGAGAUCCUCCUCCAAGCAUCCGUCGCCGGCCGGCGAUGUCUUCCAGCAGGUUCUCGCCGGCGCUGCAGGCGUCGGACCUCAACGACUUCAUCGCCCCCUCGCAGGACUGCAUCGUCUCCCUCAACAAGAACUCCGCCGCCAGCCGCCUCCCGAUUAAAAAAAAGCAAGUUGUGGUGAGUACAAAACCUCCAGAAGAAUCGGUCAAGAUUUCUCUCAAGGACUGUUUAGCUUGCAGUGGUUGCAUAACAUCAGCAGAGACAGUUAUGCUUGAGAAGCAAAGCUUGGAUGACUUCGUUACUCGCAUCAACUCUGGCAAAACCGUCAUCGUAUCUGUGUCUCCCCAGUCAAGAGCAUCAUUAGCUGCAUUCUUUGGUCUUUCUCAGUCACAGGUUUUCAGAAAACUAACUGCUCUGUUCAAGUCGAUGGGCGUGAAGGCAGUGUAUGACACAAGUAGUAGUCGAGAUCUGGCCCUAAUUGAAGCAUGCAAUGAAUUUAUUUCACGCUAUAAGCUGAGUCAAUUGUCUAGCGACAAAGAAGUUGGAACAAGUCUUCCUGUGCUUUCAUCUGCAUGUCCAGGUUGGAUAUGCUAUGCUGAAAAGACUCUUGGUUCAUAUAUCUUGCCCUACAUCUCAUCUGUAAAGAGUCCCCAACAAGUGAUUGGUGCAGCUAUCAAGCAUCACAUGGUUGAAAAACUUGGUCUCAAGCCGUAUGAUGUGUAUCAUGUUACUGUGAUGCCCUGUUAUGAUAAAAAACUUGAAGCUGUCCGGGGCGACUUUGUUUUCUCAGUGGAAGAAAAGGAAGUUACAGAGGUGGACUCGGUAUUGACAACUGGUGAAGUGUUGGACUUGAUACAGUCCAAAUCUGUUGAUUUCAAGACAAUGGAGGAAUCUCCUUUGGACAGAUUAUUAACAAAUGUUGAUGAUGGCGGUCAUCUAUAUGGGGUUUCUGGUGGCUCGGGUGGUUAUGCGGAAACCAUCUUUCGUUAUGCAGCACGUGCGCUCUUUAAUAGGGAAAUAGAAGGCCCACUUGAUUUCAAAAUCUUGCGAAAUUCAGAUUUCCGUGAAGUUACACUGGAGGUGGAGGGAAGACCUGUUUUGAAGUUUGCCCUUUGUUACGGGUUCAGAAACCUACAGAACAUUGUUAGGAAGGUUAAGAUGGGAAAAUGUGAAUACCAAUUUAUUGAAGUUAUGGCUUGCCCUUCAGGUUGUCUGAACGGGGGAGGUCAAAUAAAACCUGCUAAAGGCCAAUCUCCCAAGGAUCUCAUCCAACAACUAGAGGGUGUGUACAUGCAAGAUGUAUCAGUAUCCAAUCCCUUUGAUAACCCGAUUGCGAAAAGGUUAUACGACGAUUGGCUCGUGCAACCUGGUUCAGACAACGCGAAGAGGUACUUGCACACACAGUAUCACCCCGUGGUGAAAAGCGUGACUUCGCAGCUGCAGAACUGGUGAUGCUGGCAAAGAUCGGUUCGUCGCGUCGAGAAUUCAUUAAUCAUAUGGUCUCCUAAGAAACCAAGAGGCAUGCUGCCGAAACAUCGGCAACACUAGAAGACACAAGCAUCAUUGUGAAGGGUGUUUUGCUUGAGGGCGAAAUGAGUUUUGCUAGGCCGUAGGUUUUCCACCUGCUUUUCUUGGUGAUCUUGUGUAAUAUUGCCCCACAGAGAGAUAAACAAACAGUGACAGAUAGUAAAUUGUACUAGUAACAUGUAAAGAUGAACAAAAUAGGCGGUGAUCUUUUUCCCGCCUCAGGAAACAUCUGUUGAUCUCUGAUGAUUU
Messenger RNA from Triticum dicoccoides, 2331 nucleotides. RefSeq names its product protein NAR1-like. The record is from RefSeq and is a predicted model, not a curated record. The transcript has 11 exons. Bases 595 to 2007 code for a protein of 470 amino acids. Lineage: Eukaryota; Viridiplantae; Streptophyta; Magnoliopsida; Poales; Poaceae.